AGACUUUGUGGCGCAUCAGUUCUGGUACCUAAUACAACGUGUGAGGUGUUACAGAAAGUACUGCAGAAGAAUUCAAAUAGAUAGCAAUUCUGAGAAUGGAAAGUGGAGCUUGAGGACAGGACCCAUAGUUAGAAAAGAAGGAAGGACAAAAUCUCUUUUCAAGUCACUGUAAAUAUUGCAUUGGGGCAGGUACUCCAUUGGCUCUUACAAAGAUUCUAUGCCUCGAAACCUCCAUCCCGUGGCCCCCCACACCCGGCCAAUUUGCUUUAUAAAGCCCGCGCCUUAGAACACCUUUUGUUUGUGGGAAGUGGGCGAAGGAGAAGGCAGACAAGCAAGAGCAAUUGUGCGUAGUUCUAUUUAUCUGAGAAUCAAGACGUGGUCUUGUACCUGAAGAAUAGAGUAUCAUCAAGCUCCAAAAUUCAGGGCCAUCAUUUUGGAUCAGGAGAAGAAAAAAGAAAGCACGCACAAGAAGAUGUACCAUCAUCACCAACAUCAAGGAAAGAACAUCCACUCUUCUUCAAGAAUGUCCACUCCUCCAGAGAGACAUUUAUUCCUGCAAGGUGCGAACAGUCCUGGAGAUUCUGGACUUGUCCUCUCAACUGAUGCUAAGCCAAGACUUAAAUGGACCCCAGAUCUACACGAGCGUUUCAUAGAAGCAGUAAAUCAGCUAGGAGGAGCAGACAAGGCUACUCCAAAAACAGUGAUGAAACUCAUGGGGAUUCCAGGACUCACCUUAUACCACCUCAAAAGUCAUCUUCAGAAGUACAGGCUCAGUAAAAAUUUGCAUGGACAGGCUAAUAGUGGGGCCAACAAAACAGGUAUGGCUGGACUGGGGUGUGACAGAGUAUCUGAAGCAAACGGAACAACUUCGAACAAUUUAAGUAUUGGACCCCAUACAAACAAAAACUUACAUAUAAGUGAAGCACUACAGAUGCAAAUUGAAGUGCAGAGAAGAUUACACGAGCAGCUUGAGGUGCAGCGACACUUGCAGCUCCGGAUAGAGGCUCAAGGAAAAUACCUGCAGGCAGUGUUGGAAAAAGCCCAGGAGACACUCGGAAGACAGAACAUAGGUACCGUGGGACUUGAAGCUGCCAAAAUGCAACUAUCUGAACUGGUGUCCAAAGUAUCCAAUCAAUGUCUAAAUUCUGCAUUUUCAGAGCUGAAAGAGCUGCAGGGGUUGUGCCCCGAGCAAGCCCUAGCAACCCAGCCCACUGAUUGUUCAAUGGAUAGCUGUCUAACUUCCUGUGAAGGGUCUCAAAAGGAUCAAGAAAUACACAACAGGGGGAUGGGGAUGAGACCUUAUUCUGUAAAUGCAUUCUUGGAGCAAAAAGAGAUGUCUGAGGGCCACGUGGUACAAAAAACAGAACUCAAGUGGUCUGAAGACCUGAAAGAGAGCAUGCUUCAUUCCUCGAUGGUUAAAGAUACACAAAGAAGAAUGUUCCCUAUUGAUAGAAGCUCCAACGAUUUAUCCAUGAGAAUAGGACUUCAAGGAGAAAAGGGGAAUGGCAGCAACAGCUGUUCUGGAGGAAGAUUUAAAGGAAGGGACUUGGAAGACAAUUUUCUAGACCGAAUCAACAAGAAGGCAGAAUCAAGUAAACCAGAAAAUGAGAAAAAUUCCCAAGGAUACAGAGUGCCUUACUUUGUAGCCAAACUGGACCUAAAUGCCCAUGAUGAGAAUGAUGCUGCUGCUGCUGCUGGAAGUUGCAAGCAAUUCGACUUGAAUGGUUUCAGCUAGAGCUGAGAGCCAGAGGGAUUAAACCAAGCGAUAAGUAAAAUAGGCAAGGCUAGGUCAUUAGAUUUGUAUCAGAAGGGAAUGGUCAGAAAGAUACCUGCCGCUCUCCUAUUCUUGCCAGAUUGCCAUGAGCAAUCGAUGGGAGAAAUCGGAAUAAGUUGCACUGCCAAUUUAGUAGCUCCUGUAAAAUUUACUUUUAAUAUCUCGUACAUGAAUGAGAGCUCAACGAUUACAUGCAA
Molecule: messenger RNA, 1971 nt
Organism: Juglans regia (Persian walnut)
Lineage: Eukaryota; Viridiplantae; Streptophyta; Magnoliopsida; Fagales; Juglandaceae
Product: myb-related protein 2-like
Exons: 7
Coding region: 473-1735 (420 amino acids)
Molecular function (GO): DNA binding; DNA-binding transcription factor activity
Source: RefSeq, a predicted model, not a curated record